AAACCGGCAAAAAAACAACCAUCACUUUCGUAAUCGGUACGGUGCAUGCGGCACGAAUUUGUUCAAAUUUUCAUUAAAUUUCAUAGAAAUUAUUAAAAGAAUCCAAUCGUCUUGUUGAUGAAACUAUCCUGAGUGUGUCCACCAUAAAUAAACCAAAGAAAUGGCCAGCAGUCGCUUGGAAAAAAUCGGCACCAUCGUCACUAGAACCGAAGGAUUGUUACGCUCCGGGGCCAUGAAGUGGGACGAUCGGCCACUGUGGUACGACGUGGUAAAAGCCUUCCCACCGAAGGAGGAACCCCGCUUUGAUCGACCCGCUCCCAAUGUGACCGUUCGACCGAUUUUCUACGCCGAGGAUGCAGUUCGGGCGAAAUUUCACAAACUGCAGACCCGAUCGCAAUUUCUAACGAACCUAGCCGAUAUGCGUAACAAAACGGCAACGCAGCAUUUCAUUGAAAUUUACCAGCAGUUGCAGCAGCAAGGUGCGCUGGACGAGGAGAAGGUAUUCGAAACGGCACAGGAAAUGCUAGAGCAAAAGUUGGGUCAACUGAAGCUGGAGAGAACGGCGACUCCUCCGGUGCAACAGAAGCAGCAGCAGCAACCGGCGCAAGCUGGUGCCGAACAACCUGAAGCCAAAACCGUUCAGUUGCAAGAUAUUUUUAAGGAAUAAACGGUUGGAUUGGUUGCUAGAUGUAAUAAUGUAGGUAA
Aedes albopictus (Asian tiger mosquito) is the source of this 705-nucleotide messenger RNA. It is a transcript of the gene mRpS23, whose product is annotated as small ribosomal subunit protein mS23. The record is from RefSeq and is a predicted model, not a curated record. Gene Ontology annotation, biological process: translation. The coding region runs from base 161 to 667 and encodes 168 amino acids. Lineage: Eukaryota; Metazoa; Arthropoda; Insecta; Diptera; Culicidae. Gene Ontology annotation, cellular component: ribosome; mitochondrion. The transcript is spliced from 3 exons. Gene Ontology annotation, molecular function: structural constituent of ribosome.